This is a messenger RNA of Talaromyces amestolkiae, 4911 nucleotides long. RefSeq lists its product as uncharacterized. Bases 1 to 4911 code for a protein of 1636 amino acids. The record is from RefSeq and is a predicted model, not a curated record. Lineage: Eukaryota; Fungi; Ascomycota; Eurotiomycetes; Eurotiales; Trichocomaceae. The transcript is spliced from 7 exons.
AUGAAGUCACUUACUACGGAGCGAGCUCGAAAGAUAAUAGACGAAGUCCGAGUCUAUAACGGGGGUAUCACUGAAGAAGAACGGCGCGAUACUUCAGAAAUUGUACUCCAAGCACUGGAGAACGUCCGUCAGCAACUGGGUGCAGUUACCCGCACACUCGCACAAGAUCUUUAUACAAGCGAGUCAAGAUUCGUCUAUGAGCUCAUUCAAAAUGCGGAGGACAAUUACUAUAGUAGUGCACACAAUGAUAGCCCUUACAUCAAAUUCACUCUCAUGCCCGAGGAGAUUAUCGUUGAAAAUAACGAGCUCGGUUUCAACGAGGCAGAUGUACGCUCGAUCUGCAAAGUCCGCGAUAGUACCAAAGUCAACAAAAUAGGAUUUAUAGGGGAAAAAGGAAUAGGAUUCAAGUCUGUCUUUCAGGUAGCUCAAAAAGUUCGAAUUCAGUCGGGUCCAUUCGAUUUUUAUUUUGAGCAUCUUCCAUCGGGCAACGGAAUGGGCAUGAUCACUCCCUUUAACGAGGAAGAGAAUGUUGGAGUCUACGAAGACGGAACUCGAAUAACUUUGACCCUUAUUCAGCCCGAUGAUUUCAACAAGAGAUCCGAGGACCUUCUUGGUAUCCCGGAUGCCCUUAUUAUCUUUCUGCCGAAACUACAAAAAAUUGAAGUUUUGAUCCAUGGAGAAAACGGGGAUUCUUCUAGAACCGUGCAUGAAAGUCACGAAAAUGGUCAAAAUUCGAAGCUUAUCAUACGAGUGGAUGACACCGUUUCCGAACAGUUCUUCCACGUGGAAAGGGAAACGUUUCAGGGUCUACCUUCACAUACUGCUCGGGAGAACAGAGACAGGGCGGAGGUAGUACUUGCCUUCCCAAUCACCAGUGACUCAAGGCCAGUUGUUGAGCAACAAUUCACUUUUUCGUUCCUCCCUGUUAGAAAAUUUGGGUUUUGUUUUCUGAUUCAAUCUGAUUUCAUUACUGCAGCCAACAGACAAGACAUCCUUCAGUGUCGCUGGAACGACGCUUUACUGCAGCAUGUAUCCGAAGUCUUCGUCAACGCAGUGAUUAAGUUCUGCUCUCGUCCUGUUCUCCAAUAUGAGUGGCUCUCCUACUUGCCAGGUAAUAGCAUCGCUCAUGAGUUUUGGCAAGAUCUUCAUGAUAUGAUCAUCAAAGCAUUAGCCAAACAUCCGAUUCUUUUGACUCGCAAAGGCGUUAGACAAUUACCUUCUCGACUACAGCGACUAUCUAAGGGGCAUUGUGAUAAGCAUGGAGAACCAUUGUUCGAAGACCUCCAGCAGGAGGUGUACCUGUCAUCAGACUAUUCUACCGAACACCGUAAAUACCUGCAAGAAUUGGGCGUAACGGACCUUUCGUGGAACAACAUCAUCGCAAGGAUAACCCCUUAUCUGCGGGGGGAAAACCCACGAUUUCUUCAUCCGGACCAGGAUGAUGAUUGGCACACGAGUGUAGCGAACUUAUUGUUGCGAGGGCUGAAGGAUAAGGACACUGAAGCUAAAAUCAAAGAAUUGCCCUUGAUACCCUUGCGAGAUGGUUCUCUGAGUAACAAUGGAUCCAAAACCAUAUAUUUCCCAUCUGAUGUUCUGGGAAACCAUGUCCCAUCGGACUUGGGCAUGCAGAUUGUGGAUGACGAUGCGCUUGAGAACAAUGCACAAAAAUCAUUAUAUGAGAAGCUGGGAGUGCAAUAUUGUAGCCCUGCAUUUGUCGCAAGGCAGAUUGUCAAGAGAUACAACCCCCCGCAGAGAAUCAAUCUUGCGGAAUCCGUCUCUCAUCUAAAGUACCUCUAUGAGUCACUCCCCGACGAAGCACUGAACAAGUGCAUCUUUGUAAUGAAUCAAAGCGAAAUUCCCAUAUACCGGAAAUUCGUAACUUUCGGGCGAUCUAUAAUUGUGGACGAUCUCUAUUUCGAUACAAUUGGGGACUUCGGCACUAGACACCUGGCCCAGGAGCUCCGGGAGGUGACUGGAUCAUCCUGCAUUAAUAUUUUAAAUGACGCUUACCUUGGAGCUAUUUCUUUGACUGAUGAAAUAAACGGCCGAUCAUGGAAGCAAUGGCUGGAAGAGAAAAUUCUAAUUCGCAAAGUACCCAGACUACAACACCCGUCUACAACUGGUAUUUCUCUUCUCUUUACUAAGAUCAUUGAAUUUCGACCCCAACUUCUUGCGGGCGUUCUCAAGAGAUACUGGAGUAGCUACCAGAGCCAGAAAACCGUCGCUAUUGAACAGGCGAUUCGCAAUGCAGAGGUUCCAUGCCACGGAACUAACACUCAUUAUCCUCUAAAAGCUACUUAUCUUCCUACUCCACGAUUGAUGGAAAUAUGUCAGCAUGCUCGUAUCAAUGAUUAUUUUGACCUUUUUAUUGAUUUUGGUUCCUCUUCAGAGGGGUCUGAAACCGGACUUGCUCAAUGGGAAUUCCUCAAAGUAUUCGGCGUCGGAAUAACGCCGGAUAUUAAUUUCUUUAGAGACGUUAUCUCUGCCUUGAUUGAAAAUACUACUGGAAAGAAAUUAAAAGAUGGUCUUUUCUACGUGUAUGAACAGCUCUUUGAGGAGAUUUCCUACGCCGACGGGGAUGAUAUCAGUGAUAUGCUCUAUGACUUGGAAGCUGUCUGUCUCCCAGAAACCACCGUUUCUUGUACAACUCUAGAUACUUGUCUUUGGAGUGGACUAUCUGGCUUGCACCUCACAGACUGCCUCUCACAAUACGCAGAAUAUGCAGGAAAUACUCGAGUCAGCUUUCUUUUUCGAGAUAUUCUAAGUCUGGGAGAUGCGAGCUAUCAGACGUAUCUAGAAGAGCUGACUUAUCUUCGGAAGCAUGUGUCUGCCGUAUACAUAAACUUCGAACAUAUGUGCGCGGUAUAUGCUGAGUUGCUGGUUACAUGUACCACGGUGGAGGCGUCGGGGGCCAUCCGAGAUGCAUUUACAAAAGACAAGCUUAUAUUUUUACCUGGCGAACAAAUUUGGGUUGCACCUCAUUCAUGCGUCUGGGCCGAAACUUCCAAUGUUGGUGGGCAAUACGGAAUUGGGGCUGUAUAUCCUGACCUAGCGGGUCUAUUCACCGAAAAGCUGCGCAUUAAAGCACCAACCAUUGCGACGUAUAUUGAGCAGCUACGGUUGCUCGCCGCCAAGGAUAAUGGUAGCCAACUAGUCGAAAUCAAACGCGCCAUCAACUGUAUUAAUGAUUUGAGUCCAACAGACGAAAGCUUAGAGGAGAUGAUGCAGCUGUCUUGUCUACCUGUCCGCGCUCCAGGGUCAACGCUCAAGUUAAUGAGCCCGUCUGAGGUAUUCUUCGUUCCGGAUAGACGAGAAUAUGGAGAAUUGUUUGAGGGGAAAGUUCCCGUUCUGGACUUUUCACUCGAAGAGAUACACGCUCUCCAUCCAUUUUUGAACGCUCUGGGAGUCACUGACAGAUACAUGUCCGUGGCAGCGAAAGAGACUACCAAGGUUCAGAGACCAUCAGAGACCCCAUCAAAGGAGCUAAGCCAGGCUUUUCGAGCAAAAUCGAAAGCUUUCUAUCGAUGCGCCCUCCACUAUAGAAGCACAAAAGCUCAAACUAAUAGCCAAGAUAUCUAUCAUAAGCUUCGACAUGCGUUAGUCUACGAAAGUGAUGGCUUCACGAAAGAAAUUCGACUGUCCUACGGGGGUCUAACAGUCACUGCACUCAGUGACCGAGGCACAUUCCACCUCGAAGAGAAAGAAGGAAUACUGAAUCUAUUUGUCCCGAGAGACAAUGUGCAGAGGGAGAAAUGCUACUUGACGCAAUUACCAAAUGAGCUCCGACAAUAUCUCCUCCUCAUGGAGAAUAGCUUUGGAGCGUCCAAAGCUUUCUUGAUGGUUAUUCAGGCUUCUUCUAUCUAUGUCCUAGACGAGGUUUUGGAUGAUGAGGGGAUAGUGAGGAUCCCGGAUAGUGAUUUGGAGGCUUUUGAGCAGGCAGAAGAGGGCAGCACUUCUUUAGGAGAGGAUUUCCAUAUUCCUGCUGGGAGAACGGAAAGCCCUCGAGAUAAUUCACUGCCAGAAACCCAGGUGGAUAUCGAAAACCGUGCAUAUACGCCAUCUUCGGAGGAGGAAGUUCACUCGGUUACAUCGCACUCUAGAUCCUCAACGCAGUACAUACCUGUACAUCAAACUGAACAUGUUCAUCGAUAUAACACCCCUGGCAUACAAGAUGAGGCCCCAGCGCCACCACUGGCCGAGCCAUCACAAUACGUCCGAGUUCUCGAGAAGGUUAUCCAAGUAGCCCAACGCACCAACAUACCGUUAAGACAUGCUGGACGCGAGGCUUCUGCAGCUAGAACCGGCGGCUUCACUUCGGAAGAACACGUAUCAGCAUUUGGAGCCAGGUCACAGAAUCAAUUAGCACAUGACAUCAAAAUCGGAGCAGCUGGUGAGCUAUUCGUCUUCGAACUCCUUCGCAAUCUAUACCUCCCAGAUUUCGGCCGCGACAACUGGAAGAGCACAAUCCGAAAAGAAGUCGCCGUCCACCCCGCAUACGCCGACCUUGCUCCAUGGAACGGAGUAGAAACCUCGGAUAUAAUAUACUACGAUUCCGCCUCGAGACUGACGCAGAUUCUGAUUGACAACGGUUAUCUACCGAGCCAUCAAUGGCAGUACAGGAUUCCACGAUAUCUGAUAGAAGUCAAAUCCACCACGGGUAAUUGCGACAACGCAUUCUUCAUGAGCAAGAGCCAAUAUAGACGCAUGCAAAACCAAACCUUCGACGAUCAAACCCUCCAAGAAUUCAGAACCAUCUACGUGAUAUUCCGAGUCUACAACCUUGGCAAGGACGAUAUGAGUCUGCGCAUUUAUGUAGAUCCGGAUGCUCUGCGACGGCAAGGUGUGUUGCGGUUUACGCCGGAAUCGUAUAGUGUUACUCCUGGUGAUGAUGUAGAGGGUGAUGGAAACUAG